AUGCCGGAUCCAACUGUACAGCAGGCAUCAGGAGGUGCAUCGCAGAAUUCCAACCAGAUGCUGAUGCAAAUCCUCCAACAGCAGCAGCAGUUGAUGACGCAACUCACUCAGCAGGUUUCAGCAACCCAGCUGGCCAUUCAGAAGUUGUCGAGGGACGAAAUUGUUUUGGAUUCGCUCUCUAGCAACAUCACUGAGUUCGUUUAUGAUCCGGAGCAGGGCUUGUUUCACCGCCGUUAUUUGUGUCUGCAAACGACAAAAGAAGAUUCGGAUGAUUUUGUGUCGUAUUCGUGCAAAGUGAACAAAGCGUGUGUGGACUUCAAGUUGCGAGAACUGUCCGAAGAGCAAUUUAAAUGUCUCAUUUUUGUGUGCGGUCUGAAAUCGUCGCGAGAUUCGGACAUUCGUAUGAGGUUGAUUACCAAAUUGAAUGAGACAGAAGACAUUUCUCUGGAAAAAGUGGUGGAAGAUUGUAAAAGUUUACUGAACCUGAAACAAGACAACAGUCUUGUAGAAAAACAGCAAUCAUUCAGUGCUGUUAAUGCAGUUCAUCAGGAUCGACCUUUCAAGCCUAAACACAAACAAGGUGCCUGGAGGAAAGUGAACAACAAUCAACCGAAAACCCCAUGUUGGUCAUGUGGGGGAAUGUAUUUUUCUGCCGAUUGCUCAUUCCGUGAACAUCAGUGUCGCGAGUGCAAGAAAAAAGGACAUAAAGAAGGAUAUUGUGCCUGUUUUUUAUCUGGAAAUACCAGCGGCAGUAAAGACAAGAAGAAAAAGUACAGUUCUAAGCACAGAAAGGAUGUGAAUAUUGUGUCAGUGAAAAACAUCAGUCAGCGGAGGAAGUUCGUGGAAAUCUAUAUCAACGAUGUUCCGGUUCGGUUGCAGUUUGAUUCAGCGUCGGACAUAACAAUUAUCUCCGACAAAUUGUGGCGAAAAAUCGUACAACCUCAAGGAAUUCCACCGUCAUGCAACGCCAAAUCUGCUUCAGGGGAAUCACUUGAUCUCGCCCGGGAAUUUUUGUGCAAUGUAAACAUCAGUGACAAAACGAAGAGAUGUUCGUGUCGUGUUGCUUCACCCAAUCUGGAGUUAAACAUUCUUGGCUCUGACUGGAUUGAGCUUUUCGGAUUAUGGGACGUGCCUAUCAGUUCGUCUCUGCAAGUUCAGUCCCCAAAAGUGUUUUCAAACGAAAUGGGACUUUGCACAAAAACAAAAGUGCGAUUGACGCUGAAAGGAGAACCAAAACCAGUUUACCGACCAAAACGUCCAGUUUCAUACAGUGUACAAGGUGCGGUAGAAAAUGAACUUCAUCGAUUGCAGAAUUUGGGAAUCCUCAAACCAAUCAAUCAUUCAGAUUGGGCAGCUCCGAUCGUCGUAGUGCGGAAACCGAACGGUAAGGUUCGCAUUUGUGCUGAUUUUUCGACGGGUCUCAACGAUGUUUUGGAGUCGAAUCAGUGUCCGCUUCCUUUGCCAGAAGACAUUUUCACCAAGAUGGCCGGAUGCAAGUUUUUCAGUCACAUCGACCUGUCGGACGCGUAUCUACAAGUGGAAGUGGAUCCCCGAGAUCAGCAUCUGCUAACAGUCAACACCCACAAGGGACUUUUCCGCUAUACACGCCUCACACCUGGUAUCAAAUCAGCUCCGGGUGCAUUCCAGCAGAUCAUGGACGCAGUGUUGAGUGGUAUCGAAAAGACCUCUGGUUAUUUGGAUGACGUGUUAGUGGGUGGUCGCACUAAAGAAGAACACGACUACAAUCUGAAACAAGUGCUUCAACGGUUAGAACAGUACGGGUUUACAGUACGGAUCGAGAAGUGCCAUUUCAACAUGGAACAAGUGGAAUACUUGGGGCAAAUUCUGGAUGGUGAUGGAAUCAGACCCGAUCCGAAUAAGACAGCAGCUAUCGCCACCAUGCCACCGCCUCAAGAUGUUUCGUCACUCCGUUCAUACCUAGGAAAUGUAAACUAUUACGCAAAAUACGUUCCGGAAAUGCGUAAGUUACGGUUUCCGAUGGAUCAGCUGUUGAAAUCAGGAGCAAAGUGGGUAUGGUCAGAAGCAUGUCAGCGAUCAUUCAAUCGGUUCCGAGAAAUCCUGCAGUCACCGUUAACACUUUCACACUACAAUCCAAACUUGGAAAUCAUAGUGUCGGCGGAUGCGUCAAAUUACGGAAUCGGUGCGCGCAUUGCCCACAAGCUACCAGAUGGAUCAGUGAAACCGAUAUCCUAUGCGUCGAGAAGUCUUACACCAGCCGAGUCCAACUACAGCCAAAUCGAGAAGGAAGGACUCGCACUGAUUUUCGCCGUAACCCGGUUCCACCGUAUGAUUUUUGGACGACAGUUUAUACUGGAAACGGAUCACAAGCCGUUACUAGCUAUUUUUGGUUCCAAGAAAGGCAUUCCAGUAUAUACAGCCAACAGACUUCAGCGAUGGGCAUAA
Messenger RNA from Armigeres subalbatus, 2424 nucleotides. RefSeq lists its product as uncharacterized. NCBI's taxonomy places the organism in Eukaryota, Metazoa, Arthropoda, Insecta, Diptera, Culicidae. The record is from RefSeq and is a predicted model, not a curated record. The coding region runs from base 1 to 2424 and encodes 807 amino acids. The transcript is spliced from 2 exons.